AUGGCAUCGGGCGGCGGCGGCGGCGACGGAGGCCGCGUGAUCGCGCUCGAUUUCGACGGCGUGGUGUGCGACUCAGUUGGGGAGAGCAGCCUCUCGGCGUUCAAGGCCGCGGCCAUCUACUGGCCCGACAUCUUCGCCACCCCUGAGGCGGAGGCCCAGAAGCCGCGGCUGGUGGAGCAGAUGCGCGCGGUGCGGCCGGUGGUCGAGACGGGGUAUGAGAACGUUGUCCAAAUCCGCUGCCUGUACGAGGGGGUGGGCGUCGAAGACAUGCUUGAGCGGUGGCACGCCGGCAUGCUGGACGAUUACAUGAAGAAGUGGCAGCUGGACAGGCACGAGCUCGUCACCUUGUUCGGCCGCGUGCGAGACGACUGGAUCGCGUCCGACCUGGCGGGGUGGCUCGCGCCCAACAGGAUCUACCCCGGGGUGGCGGACGCGGUCAGGGCCGCGCUGGCGGGCGGCGACGAGGUGUAUGUCGUGACAACCAAGCAGGCGCGCUUCACCGCCACCCUGCUGCGCGACAUGGCCGGCAUCGACCUGCCGCCCGAGCGCAUCCACAGCACCACAGUCUCCGGCGAGCCCAAGAGCCGCGUGCUCGCGAGGCUGGCUGAGCAGCACCCGGGGGCGGCGAGCUACGUGUUUGUGGAAGACAAGUUCUCGACGCUCGAAAAGGUGAUCAAAGCACCGGAGACGGCCGGCAAGUGGCGGCUAUUUCUGGUUGACUGGGGUUACAAUACCCCGCCUGAGCGGCAGCAGGCGGCGGACAACCCGGGGAUCGAGCUUGUGGGGGUGCAGCAGUUUGCAGAUCUGAUGGCUGGCACGCUGUGA
This is a messenger RNA of Monoraphidium neglectum, 825 nucleotides long. RefSeq lists its product as hypothetical. Lineage: Eukaryota; Viridiplantae; Chlorophyta; Chlorophyceae; Sphaeropleales; Selenastraceae. The record is from RefSeq and is a predicted model, not a curated record. Bases 1 to 825 code for a protein of 274 amino acids. The transcript has 6 exons. Gene Ontology annotation, molecular function: SNARE binding. Gene Ontology annotation, cellular component: endosome; lytic vacuole. Gene Ontology annotation, biological process: SNARE complex assembly.